AUGCUCGCUGUCCUCCAGACAACAUCCAAGAAGAUGCACCUUUUCGCAUUCCUAGCGUUUCUGCUUGUUGCCGUCUCAGUCACGGAGGCAUGCGUUACCGGCAAAACUGGUUAUCCAUCAUUCAGAAGCAGCGCCGCCUUCCAAAACCCAAAGCCCAACAAGCCAACAGGUAUGUCUUUUUGUCGGCAUCAGUAUAUUUUGCACGCAAGGCAAUUCACACAUUUAAAUUCUCAUAUUCCCGCAAUGCGGACGAGUAUUCAUCCACAGCUUCAUCUGCCGAAUUUCGACGCCUGUUGGCAAGAACUGGUGUGUGCAUGUACCUCACACUUGCGCAUUUGCACGUUUAUGAACACCCCCCUAACCCCAACCCAACCAACAGUAGGCAUUUUAAAUACUGUCAUACGUCAGACGCACAGAUUAGACUGGCCGGUCUGCAAUGCUUCCAUGGUCGGGCACACAUCUGCCCCAGUGUGUUAAGGAAGACACUUCCAUCGUAACCAACGUAAUGCGAAGAUCACAUUGGGCUAAUUACUCUUAAAAUACGUUUGAAACGUUGUCUUUUGAAGCACAAUUGAAACUGCGAAUCACAUAAUGUCCUUCCAUGCUAACCAAACUGCCAUCAUUUUACUCUUCAAGCACUUGAGAAGCCAUUUGGCCCUUUGAGCCCAAAGAUGUGGUAGAGAUGAGAACGCUGCGUAAGUUAUACUUUUUAGCACAUAGAAGUGCCAUUGCAUGAUAGAUGAGAUUUCAUAAUGCAGAUGUUCAUUAACGUCACAUUUCCCUAGGAAUGGGAAUGACCAUCACAAGAAGACAUCCGGCAUCGGAAGGCAUUUAUGUACGAACGAUGCACAAUAAAAUGUACUAUGGAUGAUUCACCUUUCUUUUGGAUAUACUGCGUCGUCUAACAAGCAAGUGUCGCGUUCUCAAAAGAAGUCCUCCAAAACUGAAUGUGUGCGUGUGUGCGUGUGUGGACGCAAUCGCAGCAGAUUGGAAGGUUGUAAGCCGACGAUGUGUACCUCGUGUCGGCAGACUAGCAGGCAGAGACGACAUUUGGAUAAGGAUUAGGCGACCUCUCUCUCGCUUGCCAUGGUCGUGCCUCGUGUUCUCCACCUCAUCAAAGAUUGUGAAACAAGCAAGUUUACGGGAUCCUAGAGGAUUUAUAGGAGAUGUGCGCGAUUCAAAUGAUAGGUGAAUUGUUCCUUGCGUUGUGGUGUUUGCAUUUUGCCAGUAAUUCGGGGAGAGUGGAUCCAUAGUCCUAUGCCAAACCAGGAAAUGAAGCGUUAAUUCUCGAUAGAGCGCAAGUGAUAACAAAUUAUGCGGCAAUUGUCCAAAGCAGGUCCACCGGUAAUUUAGGGCAUUGCCACCUGUAACUCGUGGAAUGAGGGAUUGAUGGUCAAUUGAUGUUCUGUUGCUGGUUGGAUCCUGAGAGAUGGGCUGGAUCAGAUGGCAGUGCUUGGCGGGCAAGAUGUGAUGACGAAACAGGUGCCUUUUGUAUUCCAUUGUAAAAUGGCAGAAAAACGUGAAUAAAUGUGAGUUUGACAAACGCUCUCCAAGUGGAAAUUUUGUAUAAACAGAAGAUAUGACAAAGGAUAGCCCAUUUGAGAUUUUAUAUUAAAUUAAUUUGCGUGUACUGCAUAGUAAUAAAACCGAACUGCAGUGUAAAGUGGCCGUCUAGGUAGUGGGCAUGACUUGCUACUAGAUAAGCGCGAACGACAAUGUCCACAUUGUCCCCGCAGCGGGGGGGCUGAGGGAUACCGACUGUCGAUGAAGCUACCACUCAUUCUCUCUCUAUAUAUCUCUCUCUCUCUCAUCUCUCACACACAUCUGGACAGAGUCAGGAAGACCAGACGUGGGAUCGGGCGCAUCCAAAUCUGACUAAAUCGGAAACUUGUCAGGCGUAAAGGAUAUUUAUGCAGAAAACGCUUGGUCAUGGCCAAAUUCCACUGCCCAGUUUUGAGAGCUACGUCGGACACAAAAAUGCAUAGCAGCAUAUUCGAAAGAAACUUGCGACAGAUUUAUUGAAAUAAGUCGACCCUGCCCUGAGCUCGGCAAUUCGAAAAAGGUUGUACCAUUAAUGUAAAAUCAAUUUGGCCUACGUUGUCGCAAUUAGUAUCAGUUCGGUCAUUAGACAAUUCGUGUCAUUAAAGCGGUAAGCAAUCGCACAUUUUCAGUGCGCAGUGCCGUGUGCACCCAAGAUUGUUCUUCCCAAUCCACCCAGUGAAUCACAUGAGUUGGAGGACGCCUAUGUAGUUUAUUGAUGAGAUAUGAUCAUUGCGGUUGCGGUAAUUGGAUGCCGUUGGAGAAGCGGACGGAAAAGCGUGGGUGACAUGAAACUCAAUUGUCCGUUAUGCAGACGCUUUAAUUUUACGUGCAAAGUGUUGCAUUGAAUGCACGUGUGACGAUGGGAAGAGUUCAAAAUUAAAGCCAAAAGAAUCGGUUUAUUUCAAGCAUAAACAGGGCCUAAUUUUCUACCACCUGACUACAAGAAAGAAUAUUUUUCUUGAAUGUUUUCUAUAAAAUAUAUCUGAAGUUGUAAUGACAUCGAAAAUUAGGGGAAAAUGCAGACCAACUCAGUAGUACUUUUAGGCAGGCGGCUGAAAUGAGGCUAGUUCGAAAGCCGGUAUGCAGGCGUGAAUGGAAUAUCACAGGAUCAUGUAGCAGGAUGGUUAAUAUUAUAACCCAAUUUGAGUAAUGUUUUUAAUCAAGGACAUUUUACAGAAUUUCGGUAAACAUUUCAAUAGAUAGCACAUCUACUGCACUAGGCAAUUUUUGCAUUUACGUCGACUUCCUAUUGGGAGGAGGAAUCAUUAUUGUUGUUUUGCCAAAUUAUUCGCAAACGCAAGAACUAAAUGGCUUAAAUGAACUUUUCGGUGGUGUGGUACGGUGAGAGCAGUCGGUCACGAAACAGAAUGCUCUGCCUAGGUGUUGACUGAGGACAUAUCUGAACUGAUUCAUACGAAAUAAAAUCAUCAUUUAUGUUUGCAUUUUUCUUUCCAUCUUUAGCAAAUUAUCGACUACUGGUCUUCGGACCACGGAUAUGACAAUAUGCCCACAAGUCUCACCAUUUGUUACAGGGUACUAUUUACACUCAAAAUGAUGUGCCCUAGAUUUCUAACCUUCUUGACAAGUGUGAUUACUUCAGACACUCAUUGCUGCAAUUGCAGUAGUAUGUGUGUGGGCCAAACUUGUCGCGCUAUGGAUGAAGUGCAAUCAAAUCAUUGUAGUUGAAGUAAAGGACAGAGGCAACUGGAAUAUCUAUUUCAAAAAAACACAACUCUGCAAGAAGAUAAGUUAAGAUGCAAAGACUGAUAGUGAAAUAAGUGUGUUAAAAAGCUGACGAAUUUGCUAGAUGAGCUAGGGCAAAGAACAUGCUGACUGCAUUUACACGCAAUACGUUCAGCAGUGCUUAAGUUAAUCUAACCAAACUUUGUCCAAGAUGUCAGCCUCUUGAUAGUUAUAGCAGGGACAUAUUAGAUGGGGUUUGGGGAGUUCUAACAGAACUCAUACCAUCGCAGUUUCGUUUGCCAACAAAGUAAAUCAUUUCUGAAACUUAUUAUUACUGGCAAUGAAAUGUGAUGCUUAUACGCGCACGAUUAGGAGGGAUUACAUACUUGCGGCUGUAAGACUGAUUAUCUUACAAAUCAAUCACAUGACAUUUCAGACACCGAAGAGUGUUGGCUUUUGAGUGAGCUGCUUUUCGGCAACCUACAGGAAUCCUUCUCGUUAAAAUGACAACUUAACUGGUAGGCAUUGCCCCAAUCACCCCUCGAUGUCCUGGUAAUUUCAAACAUAUUAUAUAAUAUUUCCUUAAACAUAUAAUUUCUUCUACACAUUCGGUAUGAAAUCACGUAUGUUUGAAAUAUUUUUCUUGAAAAAAGGGCGGCUUGCAUUUGCAGACAUAGGUUUGAUUCCCGAAUUGUUAUGAGCUUGAUCUGUCGUUGCACUUUUGCUUAGAGAAUUCAACCUUCAUAGCUCGUUUGCUCCGUCUGAUAAAAACGUGCAUUCUUUCACACCAUUAAGAAAAUACAAUAUGCAGCUCGGAAAACGUUGCAAGAAGUGUCAAAUGUGUUCCAUAUUUUAUGUAGAGCAUAAUCAAAAAGAUAUAUACAAUGUUCUUCGAGAAGACAUCGCACCGUCCUCAAAAGUCUCAUAAAGAGAUGCAUGUUUGUGAAAGAAAGAUGUCUUUUUUCAAGUAUGGAAAUUUAAGAAGGCGUGGUUUGUUACCAAAUGAGUACAUAGAAUGAUACUUUUAUCGAAUUUCUCCCUAAAAUCCAAUUAAAUUUACAAGGACAUCCAAAAUCGGACGAUAAAAUAGACACCAAGUUAGUAGUUAUUCUUACCGCGUGAGUGACUGAACGGCAACACCCUGAGGUGUUUGAAACAUACAAGGACUAUGCCACAAGUUAAUCAAUAUCGCAAACCCCACUUAACAAUACUUUCUAUUCGAAAGCACAUUUCAGAAAUUCGGUUUAAAUUUCAAGAGAUUUGUCACUCACAAUCUCAGGCGUAUUCAGUAUUGUGAGCUAACGGUUAGCGUGAAAAUCAAACCACGCUUGGAUGUGCUAACACAGCAAUUACCCAAAAAACUGUCGAGAUAGAUACUUUAUCUAGGCUCUGCGUAUCGGUAGAUUUUUCUACCUGAGGCUAAAAUUGGUUUUAUGCCAAUAAUUCGAUAUAUUUCGAUGGCAGAACUUACUCCACGGUUAGAUUAUUGCAGUAAAUUAGGGGAUGGUUCUUCUCCGAAUGUACUGACUUGUGCUUUGCACAUAACUAGUGAUCAGAGAUGUGCGGUAGGACGUGGGAACGACCAAGAGCUGCCUACUAAAGUGUAGCUUGAAUCAACUAGGUUUUCGAAGGGGUCAGACCUGCACUGUGAAAUUUCUUCACCAGUGACAUGGGGCAGGAGAAUCUCGUUCGCAGAAUGAGCUUAUCUCGACCCCUCGUCUGUGGCAGUCAGUCUGCCGUUCCAGCAAACCCCCCCCCGCCCCGUCCUGUUGUCUGGCAAAUUUUCCAAACGUUGGCGACAACAGCAAGGGCAAUUGAAAGGUUACGCGAGAGGAGGGGUCUGGUUGAGCUAGCGACCAUCUGAGUGUGUGCUGUCUCGUGUGGGAGACUGACCGUCAGUCCAGCCAUCGGACUUUCAACCUGAUGACACCGAGAACUGAGAGAUCGAAGAGUACAGGCUUGUGCGCAGCCAUGUCGCCUCAUGUGACCGCGACUGUCGCAAACCGAAUCCAGUCUGAGGGGCAGAUCGGUUAGUAAGAGAAACCUUUAGGUUCCCCAGCAUAGCGACGGAGUAACAAAAGUUGCCGAAAUUAAAUUUGCCUGAAAAUACUAGUAUUUCUUUGCAGUGGACUUUUACGUAGCCAACGAGUUCGUCGGUUUCUCGUUGAAUGACACCAUUUGCAGCCCAUAAAUCAUCGCAGGGAGCCUCAAAUAUUUUGCAUUCUUGAUGAGGGCAUCUUUAAACACACAGAUACGGUGUUAUUUGAACAGACAUUGCAUCGUUCGCAAAAUCUCAUAACGAGGAUCAUUUUAGGGUCUACCGAUGCCCCUUUUUCAAGUGGAAAAUUUGAAGAAUGCAUAAUCUGCAUUCAAAUGAGUACAAAAAAUAGUAUUUGUAUGGAGUUUCUCCCUAAACGAACGACCUAAUUCACAAGGUCAUCGAACACUGGUGGAGGAUCUGCACGCUAGUUAAGUAGCCAUUUUUUCCAGUGAGGUCUCUGCAGAUGGCUGAAGAGUCCUGCAGUUUACUGAAACAUCACAGGAAUAUUCCACAAGUUAGUCAACGUCGCAACCGCACAAAAAAUACUUCCUACUACAAAGCGCGUUUCCGAAGUUGGGCUAACAUUUCAUGAGAUCGGUAGCUCACAGGCGCAGACGAACGCAGUAUUGUGUGCCAAAGACUAGCUUGAAAAACGCAAUACUCCGCUUCUUUUGACUUUCAAUUUUCUUGGACGCGGAAACACAGCAAUCGCUCAAAAAACACAGAGUCGUCUAUUUUAGUUAGGCGCUGCUUAUAGGUAGAUUUUGCUACUUGAAGCUCAAAUUGAUUUUCUGCCAAUAGUUCGAUAUGCUACGACUGCUUGGUUUGUUUUACGAUGAGAUAAUUUCAGUGAAUCAGGGGAGUGAGACAUUCUUCUCCGAGUGUUCUGCCUUGGGCUUUGCAGAUGACUAGUUUUCAAAGUCGCGCAGUGGGACGUGCAUGUGACUAGGAGCUGCCUGCCAAAGUGCCUUCUGGGUCUGAUGGGAGUUCAAAGGAGACAAACCUCACUGUGACAUUUCUUCACCCCUGGCAGGCGGGGGGGGGGGGGAGGCGGGCCGGAGAUGGGGACGCGGGAUCAUGUUCGCUAAAUGAGCAACUCUUUUCCAUUGUGCGCCAACGAUUAACGUGAAAAACACAAUACUCCGCUUCUUUUGCCUAUCAGUUUCCUUGGACGCAUCAACGGCAAAUUGCACCCAAUCACUGACCGACUAGGCGAAUGGGAGAGAGACUGAUAGUGCGGUUGACAUUACGGAAUCGUUUCCCACGCAUUCUUCACAAAAGAUAUUCAGACCCACUUUGAAACUAUCACAAGGUGCUGGGAAGACCUAUUAUUACUGGCGAUGAGAAGUCGUGCUUAUGUGUGGUCGAUCAGUAAGCAUUGCAUAAGUACGGCUGUAAGAUUGCCUAUCUUACGAUGCAAUCACAUAAUAUUUCAGACACCUCAAGGCGUUGACUACUGAAUGCACCUUUUUUCGACCAUCUACAAAGCCUUUCUUCACGAACCUGACUAAUUCAUUGAUGGGCAUUUUCCAUGUCGAUUUGCGAGGCCUCUGUAAUUUCAGGCAUGGGGUAGAUAACUGGUGUGUAUUUCAAAUUCUUAUCUUGUAAACGGCAGCUUAUGGUUUUUAAGAAGACGUUUUGGGCACCGAGUGGAUUUAAAGUCGAUUUGGCGUUGCGAUGUCGCUUAUGGAGUUAAGCCUACACUGUGCAUAGGUUCCAGGCAGGGGGAGAACUAUGCAGUCCUACACGCCAUCACGAAAAUAUGAUACGCAGCUAUUACACUAAGUGUCAUUUCUGUUGUAUAUUUUACAGGGAACAUUUUACAAGAUCUUCGAACAUCGGUAGAGUAAAUUCGUGCUCGCUAAGUGGCCAUAUAUGUCCAGUGAGGAAUUUGCAGGUGGCCGAAAAGACCUGCGCUCAAAUGCCAACACACUGAUGUGUCUGAAACAUCACAGGACUAUGCCACAAGUUAAUCAACAUCGUUAACCCACUUAAGUAAUGCUUUCCAGACGAAAUUACAUUUUAGAAGUUGGGCUGACAUUUACUGAGAUCGCUCACUCAGACAUACUCGGUUUUGUGUGCUAAAUAUUGACGUGCUCCGUAUCCUUUGCUUAUCAACAUGAUUAGAUGGUGAAACGCAGAUAUUGUCCAAAGAAUAAUGCUUCGUCAAUGAAUCGAGGCAACUCGUUAGACUGCAAUUCGUGCAGUGAUUUUCCACCACGGAAGGCGGUUGCAAUGGUUUCAUUUGACCGGUAUAACUGAUGGCAUCACCAAAAUGUAUCGUAGAGAACUCUACUAGGCAUAUUCUCUUGGGUUGCCUUGCUGUUAAUCCUCAGUCGGUGAGGAGAGAGCGUAUCGAUGUAGAAUGCCGCAUUGGGUGGAAUUCGAUGCCUGAAAGACUGAGCGGUUGGCCUUCAAGAACGUGUUGGGUGACUCAAUCACCUGGUUUGAUAGACGCAUGCAGGGCCCGAUUCUAACUGUCCUAAUGGCAAAGUGGGCGAAACCAGUGGUGGCUUCUCGGAAAGUAGCCUGUCUCUCCUAAAAGUACGCCAAGGAUGUAGUUUAAUUAUAGAAUUACAAAAUGACAUGUAAAAUCAUGUAAAGACGAUGUGUGACCAAUAGGGAUUUCAAGUCCGUUCACCAGUACUUCCCUUAAUAGAACUGAAGUGAGCUGUAAGCGACUGAAAAGUUACAUUUUGACUACAAAUGGCCACUGGCAUACGUUUCAUGCAAGGAAAAAAACAUACAGAUAUGAGGUUAUUUGAACGGGCAUUGCGUUGCUCUAACAUUCUCAUAAUGUGAAACACUUUUCGGAUCGAAAUCAUGACGAAAUCUGACCGUCAGACAGGGGUCAUCAGACACUCACAACACCAUGUCAAACCAGCGCAUGAUGUUUAAUCAUAUGAUGAAAGAGUGCAUUACACUGGUAGACGAUUGCUUUCCAACAGACGACGAACUGCCAUGAUCACUCCCCAGAAAAUCAUUUGAUAUUAAAUUAAUUUGCGUGUACUCCAUCGCAAUAAAACCGAAUUGGAGCUUUAAGUGUCUGUCUGGGUGGUCGGCGUGUCCUGACACAUCGAUAACCGCGAGCGACGAUGUCCACCUCGUCCCCACAGUGGGGUGGGCGUAAGGAUAAUGACUGCCACUCAUUCUCCCUCUCUCUCACACACAUCUGGGCGGGGUGUCAAGACAGAGUCAGGAAGACCAGAGGUGAGAUCGGGCGCAUCUUCGUGUGCCGAACACCUCUGCUCCGCACAUGAUGAAACAGACGGACGGUUAUUCGAUGCACGACCUACAAUAAUUCGACGCCUUUGCAGGAAACGAGUCUUCGUGUCUAUUCCACUGAACAGACGCGUGUAUGCAUGGAUCAUACUUGUAGCCUAAGACAUCCAGCAUGCUUUGCUGCAUUCUGCAUGCAACAGAGCAACAGUCUGCCGAUGUCCUGUAGGAAUCAUGUUAAGGAAAGACACCCAUGAGUAGCAGAUACGACGACUACUAAUCAAACAGUGAUGGUGCACAAUUGGAAGACGCCUGUUCAUGCGCGAGGAGAAGGUUGAAAUUCAUAGCUGUAAGAAGGCUUCGAUGCUCGCCAGUUGCUGGUAUUUGCAGAUAUAACUAACUAUCAUCUCCCGUACUCUCUCUCAAACACACGCAGAAGCUUCAAUAGUACAUGACUGGCCGAUCUUCUGAAGUGUUGACCUGAAAGAUGAAAUGUGUUCUCAUCUAGUAGGGAUUACUUUGUUGGGGUUCUAAUGCUGAUUAUGGUGCGGCAUGAUCGAAUGGUAUUUCGAACACGCCAGGCUGUUGACUUUUAAAUGAACUUCUUUUCGGCUGACAACAAAAUACCGCCCUCGGCAAACAAUAACUAAUUUUUAUGAUCUUGAAUUAUUCCGAUUGCUCCUCAUUGCCUCUUCAUAUGCAAACGCAUUUCACAGAAAGCAUACAUAAACAUUCCCACACCCAGCUACUCUCCAUACCGGCCAGCAGGCUGGAGCGGGAAAUAGGCGCGGUGGAUGGCAUGGUCGAUUGACCAUGUCUGCGCGUGUCGCGCGCAUGACCUGGCCCUCCAGACACACACACACACACACACACACACACACACACACACACCAGGAUUUCACUCAACGGGGGUUGAACGGCGUAUUUCUCACUUGCGUGAGAGUGCCGAGGAAUGUGCUAUUACGGCAAGUCUCCCAGGCCAUCAGUCCGCCACUCCACACAAACACACACACACACACACAACGGGACGGACGGCGUGGACCGAGUGGGGGGCGUCAAUCAGCAGCCUUUCUAUACACGACGCUUAACGCGUCGGGAUAGUCUCAGAAUCGGGUCACUCGUGCAGCAGGAGCCGCACGGAGACCGAGUCGAGAAGCAAACUUCUCACUUUGCGUGUGAAGUGGCAGUUAGGGGCUUUCGGUGGGUGAUGUUGAUUUCUGAUGGUUAGAUGAUGAUGAUGAUGAUGAUGAUGAUGAUGAUGAUGAUGAUGAUGAUGAUGAUGAUGAUGAUGAUGAUGAUGAUGAUGAUGAUGAUGAUGAUGAUGAUGAUGAUGAUGAUGAUGAUGAUGAUGAUGAUGGUGAUGAUGAUGAUGAUGAUGAUGAUGAUGAUGAUGAUGAUGAUGAUGAUGAGGAUGAUGAUGAUGAUGAUGAUGAUGGUGGUGGUGGUGGUGGUGAUGAUGAUGAUGAUGAUGAAGGGGGAAUGUCAUGCUGUGGUGCAGCCGGCGUUUGUCUACCGCAGGUUUUUUGGAUGCGCAUGUUUCCGAAUAGGCCUAUACAGUGUAUAAAUGUGCGAGGGCAGAUUGGACAGUGGAGUCGGGUGGUGGUGGUGGUGGUGGUAGUGGUGGUGGUGGUUGUGAAGAUAAAGUGGGAAUGUCAUGCUGUGGUGCAGCCGGCGGUUGUCUACCGCAGGUUUUUGUGGAUGCGCAUGUUUCCGAAUAG
Molecule: messenger RNA, 10203 nt
Organism: Spirometra erinaceieuropaei
Lineage: Eukaryota; Metazoa; Platyhelminthes; Cestoda; Diphyllobothriidea; Diphyllobothriidae
Source: the annotation of a GenBank genome assembly